Argentina anserina (silverweed cinquefoil) is the source of this 1148-nucleotide messenger RNA. RefSeq names its product THO complex subunit 4A. The record is from RefSeq and is a predicted model, not a curated record. The coding region runs from base 125 to 886 and encodes 253 amino acids. Gene Ontology annotation, molecular function: mRNA binding. The transcript has 5 exons. Gene Ontology annotation, cellular component: nucleus. NCBI's taxonomy places the organism in Eukaryota, Viridiplantae, Streptophyta, Magnoliopsida, Rosales, Rosaceae. Gene Ontology annotation, biological process: mRNA export from nucleus.
ACGGAUUUAUCUCCUUCCUAUCGCCUUAGGUUUCUCUCUCCUUCACUCUUCCUCUUCCCGCAAACCCUAACCCCCAAUCUCUCCCACUUUCUCUCUCCUAGGGUUUCUGCUCUAUUCCAAAGCGAUGGAUCAUCUAAACAUGUCCCUCGACGACAUCAUCAAGACCUCCAAGAAACCUGGAUCCGGCAACAACCGCGGCGGCCGCGGCCGGGCUCCCUCCGGUCCCGGACCCGCCCGCCGCUUGCCCAAUCGCGCCGGAAAUCGUGCGACGCCUUAUGGCGCCGCCAAGGCGCCGGAGGACACGUGGCAGCACGACAUGUACUCGGAUCAGGGAGCGGCGUACGGAGCUCCGGCUGGCAGAGCCUCCGCCAUCGAAACUGGAACCAAGCUCUACAUCUCUAACCUCGACUACGGCGUCUCCAAUGAGGACAUCAAGGAGCUGUUUGCUGAGGUUGGUGACCUGAAACGCUAUGGAGUGCAUUAUGACAGGAGUGGCAGAUCCAAGGGAACAGCAGAUGUCGUCUUCUCACGAAGACAGGAUGCUAUGUCUGCUGUGAAAAGAUACAACAAUGUAAUGCUUGAUGGGAAGCCAAUGAAGAUAGAGAUUGUAGGAACAAACAUCUCCACACCUGGGGCACCUUCUGCUGUGCCUCCUCCCCCUGCAAAUGGUGUUUACAGAAAUCCAAAUGGAGCUCCCCGUGGUGGACAGGGUAGAGGUGGUGCUUUUGGACGCCCUCGUGGUGGGGCUGGUGGGGGUGGUCGUGGUCCUAGAAGGGGCCGUGGUGGACGUGGAAGGGGAGGGCGUACUGGUGAAAAGGUUUCUGCUGAAGAUCUUGAUGCUGAGCUGGAGAAGUACCAUGCUACUGCAGAAACAAUGCAAGAGUAGAAUGCAAACAAUUCUGUUUUGUUUGGCCGUAUUACAUCAUCUGUGGUCUUUAGGUGCUUGGUAAUUUGACAGUCCUCAUCUAUGUUGUGUAUUUCUAUCAGAGUCUUACUUUCUAUUGAGAGAGAAACCAAGAGUAGGGAGAACAAUUAGAAUCUUGCUUAUGGAGUUUGGGCUCUCAUUAUGUUUGUUUAAACAUGGGUAUGAAAUAUGUGGGUUACUGGACAGUGGCAGUACUUUAUCUGAACUCCCACUUUUGGACUCA